AUGUCUGUUUCUCUUUAUGUAGCCCGUUACGUUUAUGCUAAGAGGGCUUCAGUGAUGUUUUAUGACGACCAACUCGUGGGAUCAAACAAGUUCAUCAAUUUCAGUCACGUCGUUAUUUGGGACACUAUUUUUAAUACAGUAUUUGGAUGUUUAUUGUUUGUUAACGUGAUAAAGGCCUUCAGGAUUCUUGGAUACAAUAAAAGGUUCAUACAGAUUAUAUCUGUCCUUACUGAUGCCAUAGAGGACAUUGUUGGUUUUUCUGUUGUGUUCAUUUUGGUUUUCUUUGCUUUUGUUGCUUCUGGAAAUCUUCUGUUUGGGUCAAAACUGAAGGAUUAUCGAAGUUUUCUCAGUACAUGUGGAAGUUUAACCAAUAGUUUCAUAGGGAAAAAUAAACUGGACACGCUAGUGAGAGCUUCACCCAAUGCUGCCCAAUUUUUCUACAUCGCCUACAUUGGAUGUGUUAUUAUGACAUUGAUGACUAUUUUUGUUGCUAUCCUUAACAAAAGCAUAUCCCUUGUGAAAUCCCAGGCUACAUCCGCUCCACCAAUAUUUGGAAUAGCCAAUGUCAUUCAAAAUGUUGUUCGCAAAACUUUAACUAUUUUAGGAUUUUCCAAGCGGUUGGUCGCAAAGAAAAUAGAAAAUUAUCAAGAGCUAUACAUUCAUCCUUCGGAAGGAUUUCAGACAACAAAUAUUGUUCGUUUGAUGAGAGGCAUACUAGACAAUACAUUCCAUCCAGAAACCCACAACCAGUCUAAAAAGAAUUCAGAAGAGGCUGAAAAAUUUUACUUUGAAGGCGAAAAUAGAGUGAGUGAAACUCAGACGAAGAUUUCAGAGAAUUUAUCUGAUAGCAUUUUGUCCAAAGAAACUGUUGGAAGAUUGCAAGUUCGUAGAAGCAUACUAAAAAGGAUAAUGGGCCUAAGAGGAUAUAAGGAGCCUGCCGGCAAAGAGUUUGAUAAUUUCGACGACAUCCUUUCAUUGGAUAUGAGGAACAAACGAAAACACCAAGCACAAAAAAGGAUUCUGAAGAAAGUGGUCGGUGUCAGUGCAUUGGAUACUCCUCACUCUGGAAAAUCCGAUCCGCUCGCAGUGAACUUACUAUAUCUGUGA
Messenger RNA from Saccostrea echinata, 1107 nucleotides. Its product is annotated as polycystin-2-like protein 2. The transcript is spliced from 5 exons. Gene Ontology annotation, molecular function: calcium ion binding; calcium channel activity. Gene Ontology annotation, biological process: detection of mechanical stimulus. The record is from RefSeq and is a predicted model, not a curated record. Gene Ontology annotation, cellular component: membrane. The coding region runs from base 1 to 1107 and encodes 368 amino acids. Lineage: Eukaryota; Metazoa; Mollusca; Bivalvia; Ostreida; Ostreidae.